AUGUCGACGCAUCGUGCACCGAAAUCCGGAUUCGCCGCCGAAGCUCAGCGAAAGAUCAACUCCAAGUACAGCGAGGAACUGGCCGCCGAAUGUUUGGAAUGGAUCAAGGAGGUAACCGGCGAACCGAUCAACACGUCCGGCGACAUGGAUAACUUCUUCGAGGUGCUGAAGGACGGUACCGUGCUGUGCACGCUAGCGAACGCGAUCGAAGCCGGCACGGUGAAGAAGGUCAACACCAGCAAGAUGGCGUUCAAGUGCAUGGAGAACAUCUCCGCGUUUCUGGAAGCGGCCAAAAAGUUCGGCGUACCGCCACAGGAAACCUUCCAGAGCGUGGAUCUGUGGGAGCGCCAGAAUCUCAACUCGGUCGUCAUCUGCAUCCAGUCGCUCGGUCGCAAGGCGGGCAAAUACGGCAAACCGUCGAUCGGUCCGAAGGAGGCGGACAAAAACGAGCGCCAGUUCAGCGACGAACAGUUGCGGGCUGGUCAGACCGUCAUCUCGCUGCAGUACGGUUCGAACAAGGGCGCCACCCAGAGCGGCAUCAACUUCGGCAACACCAGACACAUGUAA
Messenger RNA from Anopheles marshallii, 567 nucleotides. RefSeq names its product myophilin (gene Chd64). Lineage: Eukaryota; Metazoa; Arthropoda; Insecta; Diptera; Culicidae. The transcript has 2 exons. Gene Ontology annotation, molecular function: protein binding. Bases 1 to 567 code for a protein of 188 amino acids. The record is from RefSeq and is a predicted model, not a curated record.